Molecule: messenger RNA, 694 nt
Organism: Guillardia theta CCMP2712
Lineage: Eukaryota; Cryptophyceae; Pyrenomonadales; Geminigeraceae
Exons: 3
Coding region: 8-475 (155 amino acids)
Source: RefSeq, a predicted model, not a curated record
UGGUGGAAUGGGAGGAGGGUCGUCCAUGGUCUUCCAGUCGUCUUCCUUUUCCUCCAACGGGCGUACUGUUCAUCAGUCUUCGACGACAGCAAGGAUGGGCCCAGGAGGCGUUGCAGAGGUCCAGAGCCAGGUGAGGGAUGGAAGCGGCAGAGAGAGGAUCAUGCUCGAGAGGCGCCUCGGAGAUCGCGCGCGAAGAGUUGAGAAGUCUCGAGACCUCCAGUCCGGGGAGGAGGAGACAACAGACAACACGUUCGGCAUCGAGGACGGACAAGAGGAGCAGUUCGACCAGGAGUUCCACCGAGCGAUGCGGUCCCACGGCUACAUGCAUGGACAUGGCAGGCAUGGUAUGAUCAGUGCCCCUCAGGCCCCUCAGGCCCCUCAGGCCAGGCCUGCAAGGCAGAUCGGAUACUUCCAGCCUGAGCCGCAGGGCCGAGGAUACCCGAGCCACCAGGGCUAUCGAGGACAUGGAUUCUAACAGGCAAGGACGAAUGCUCGCAGAUGCUGCUUGUACUUUUAAAGAAACGAAGCUCUGGUGUUAGUGUCAGUCAAGAACACGAGCAUGAAGCAAGCCUCUCACAUCUUCCUUCCGUAUGAGUGACUUGCGAAAGGCUGACAGGAAGCCUUGAGAUGACUUUCGAUCUUUGACUUAUCGCAUCUCUGUGAUAGCCGUCAAGUCAGUCUGGACAAUUCUAGU